AAGGUAUACAGAGUUUGUCGGGAAGUUGAACGAAAGAAGAAGUUGACUCAAAAGGAUAACGAAGGCGAUAACGGUGAAAAUUGGAGAAAACAAAUAUCAGCUUACGAAGCUCCGAAGAAAUUCGAAAGGCAAAACAUGCGUCAAUAAAAUAUAAUGCUACUAGAAAGAAGAAAAUGUAAACUUAGAAGUUAGGACGAGAAAACCGCAGUUUGGAGAGGUAAAAGGACGGUAAAAACCUGGAAGGCUCACCCUCACUACUUCAACCAACUUUCUUGCGGAUUGGAUAUGGUAUCUUUAGCUGGAGAAUGGUUGACUGCUGCUGCCAACACGAACAUGUUCACCUAUGAGAUCGCUCCUGUUUUCAUCCUGAUGGAACAAAUCACCCUGAAGAAGAUGAGAGAAAUUAUUGGCUUUCCUAACGGCGACAGUAUUUUGGCACCAGGUGGCGCUAUAUCCAACUUAUAUGCAAUGUUGGUGGCUCGUCACAAGAUGUUUCCUACCUACAAGCAACAAGGAUUGAAAACACUACCUCAAUUGGUCAUGUAUACUUCUGAACAUAGUCACUACUCCAUUAACGGAGCAGGAAUGGUGUCUGGAUUAGGUACUGAUAAUGUAGUCGAGGUUCCAUGCGAUGACAGGGGUAAAAUGAUUCCAGCAGAGUUAGAAAAGAGAGUUCGUGAGGCAAAAGCCAAAGGUCAAAGACCGUUUUUUGUCAACUGUACAGUUGGAACCACGGUGCUUGGUGCUUUUGAUCCUAUUCAUCCUCUGGCUGACAUCUGUGAAAAAUACGACAUGUGGCUUCAUGUAGAUGCUGCUUGGGGUGGAGGCUGUCUACUCUCGCAAAAGUACAAAUCUCGUUUGGCAGGCAUUGAGAGGUCUCAAUCUGUGACGUGGAACCCCCAUAAGCUGAUGGGUUCUCUAUUGCAAUGUUCAACGGUUCACUUCAAAGAAGACGGUCUUCUUAUAAGCUGUAAUAUGCUGUGUGCAGACUAUUUGUUCCAACAAGAUAAGCAUUAUGACGUCACUUAUGACACCGGCGAUAAAGUUAUACAAUGCGGCCGGCAUAACGACAUCUUCAAACUGUGGCUGAUGUGGCGCUCCAAGGGCAUGAAAGGCUAUGAGAAACACAUUGAUCAUUUAUUCGACAUGACACAUUAUAUGGUGAGGAAGAUAAAUGAAAGGGGAAACAGGUUUUACAUGGUGUUGGAAGAGCCAGAGUGUGUGAACGUUAGUUUCUGGUACGUCCCACCUAGUCUGAGGAAGAUGCCCCACAACAGAGAAAGAGAAAUUAAGCUCGGUCAGAUAACUGCCACUUUGAAAGGGAAAAUGAUGGACAGUGGUACUUUGAUGAUUGGUUAUCAACCACUUGGGAAUACGCCCAACUUUUUCCGUGCCAUAAUCUCCAACCCAGGGGUCACAAAAGAAGACAUCGACUUUAUGUUGGACGAACUAGAACGUCUUGGGCAAAACCUUUAAAAUGGCGAUUUGUUUAGCUACGUCAGGUGUUAAAUCUUUGGAAUGAAUUAAUAUUGUAUUCGAAUAGAGUUAUAUUGUACCUCAUUGGUUUGUAUUACUGAUUUUAAACUUUCUUCUGAAUGUGACUUUUGGAUUAAUGUUUGUUUGUUUUUUGUUGUCAGAGGGUCCCAAAACCGAAACUCCCCAAGUGACUGCCAAAAACUACACGCCACUACUGAGUUUAAACUUAAUCAGGUCUUGAGACAAAAUAUUUUUAAAGAAUAGGCUUUGACAGCUAAGUAACUAAAAUAUGCUGUACAUAUAAAGAGAGAGAUACAAUUAUUAUACUUUAGAAGUUUAAAAUAUUUACAUAUUAAUUUUUACGAAAAUUCAUACUUUUCCAAAAAGGUAAAAAAACAUCCUUGACCCGAAGAAAAAAAAAAUAUACUUCUCAAAGAAUAUUAUUAAGAUGUAAAAACUUUCUCAAACUAGUCAUUUUGCUCUAUUGUUAUCAUUACAUAGAGCGGGAAUAUAAUUUAUUUAAAAUGCAAACAUUCUAGCUUGGCGUUAAAUUGUUAACAUAUUUAAAGUAUAUAUAUAUAUAGAUAGCGUGUGGUGUAAAAAUGUAUAUACUCCAUUAAAUAGUAAUAAAUAACCCUUUAGUAGACCGAUUAAAACGACCUGGUCAACAACUCAUCCAAGUCUUCCAAUGUGCUAAGAUGCUGAAGGUCAACAUUAGCUUCCUCGUGUUUGUCCUACUUCACCGUUGUAUGUCGUAUGAACGUUUCUGUAUAAGAUGUUUAUUGUCGUUUAGUUAAACAAUAUAUUCUACUGAAAUCAUUAUUAGCUGUCUCUCUGUGGUUCCGACCGCUUGAAGGAAGCUGUACGGUUAGAUAUUAUUCAAGUACAAAUGUCAUUGCUUGUUAGUAUCGGGUUAAAAACGUUGUAACAUUAUUUGUCUGUGUAUAAAAUUAAUUUUUGUUUGCACUUUAUUAGACAUUUGUAACUUAGGUGUCCAGUUUCACCUUACAGCCAGUUUCUUCACUGAUUCUCGUAUUCUAUUUAAAUACAUUUGUUUUAUUCGAGCCAUUAACAGAAGCGAUACUUGGCUGUCGGUAAACAGAAAAUUUGAAAUGAUUUAGAAAUUAUAUCGGACAUCCAUCUUACUUCAGGUAUUCCGAUGGCUUAAAAAUGUGAAUGGAAUUGUACAAUUCUAAAACCGGAAAAUAAUUAUAAUAAAGCCACGAAUAAAGAGGGCGUUGUUUACGUGAAAGUUUUGUAUCAAACUAGUGUAAUUAUUAUUAUUUACGUAAUUUUAAAUCUGUUAAUUUCUGUAAGUUUUGACAAAAACAGGUGCUAAAAUUAUCUUUUGUUAUGUUUCUUAUCAAACUUGUCGUGUGAUUUUUUGUUUCAAGACUGAGUUUUAUUUUCAUUCACAUCUUCAAGAAACGACUUCCAAAAACUUAAUAACCAUCAUCAUAAGAAGGAAUUCUUCAACUGCUUAGUGUUCUAAUAAAAAAAAAGUAUGUUUCACGUCAAGUUUCAGUUUCCGAAUAUGUCUGUCGUGUGUACUAGUAUCUAAUAAUCAAGGCAUGGGUUAAGAUCAAAGUAAUGGUUGAAGAAACUACAAUAUCAAUAUGAAAAGAUAAGAAUUAAUAAAGUGUAUAAUGAAAGACGAGCUUGUAACGCUGCAACUUGGAUAAAAUUUGUUAAGUACUUAAACAGUUUUUUAAAGGCUUAUACAUGAUAUUUAGGUAAAACAGUGUCAGUAUGUUGUAAUUAUUGUCUUGUAAACAUUAUAGAAAAGUGCCAAAGAUUUACUUUUAAAUUAUUUAUUAUUGUUUAAUUUCAGAUAUUUAUUUUAACGAUGAAUAAAUAUUUCGUCAUCUUGUUAUAAAUUAUAUAAAAUUUCUUAACGUGGCUUAUCUUUGUAGUAUCUUAUUGUUCAACGAAGCUAGAAUUAAGUAGUCUUAGUUGCAAAGUAUAUGCACUCUUACGUGGUAAUAGAUUACACGAGUAACAUGUUGUUAUACGUCGUCGCAGUAAAAAACAUAAAAAAAUAGGCUGUUUUAGAAAAAAAAUGUACUUUCACGUGUAAUCACUCCCCGAGAAAGGGUGAGUAUGUAUGGCAAGCAAUAAAAAUAAUUC
This is a messenger RNA of Limulus polyphemus (Atlantic horseshoe crab), 3603 nucleotides long. Its product is annotated as glutamate decarboxylase-like. NCBI's taxonomy places the organism in Eukaryota, Metazoa, Arthropoda, Merostomata, Xiphosura, Limulidae. Bases 286 to 1476 code for a protein of 396 amino acids. Gene Ontology annotation, cellular component: cytoplasm. Gene Ontology annotation, molecular function: pyridoxal phosphate binding; carboxy-lyase activity. The record is from RefSeq and is a predicted model, not a curated record. Gene Ontology annotation, biological process: carboxylic acid metabolic process. The transcript is spliced from 13 exons.